AUGGCCAAAGAUCCAAAGGACUCAUUGGUGGCGCCGGUCAGGUCUGACGACUUGAAAGCAUCUGAUAAGAAAAAAUCAGAAGAUGGGCUGAAUGGUAAACAAGUAGCCAAGAAGCUCAACGAUAACAAAACUCACGACCAAGAAUUGAGUGAGGAAGAUACCGCUCUCAAGGAAGAACUCGAGAUGCUGGUCCAAAGGCUCAAGGAAUCCGAUCGACAACUCUAUAAACCGACUCUUGAAAUGUUAAGAAGUUUAAUCCGAACCUCAACCUCAUCAAUGACUUCAGUCCCGAAACCCUUGAAAUUUCUUCGACCUCAUUUCGGAGAUCUAGUUCGAAUCUUCUACAGCUGGGGCAGUCGAGAGGAAUACGACCAAGCGAUGAGAGAGGAUGGCGAAGUCAAGCAGGAGAUCCAACGUCUGAAGCAGGCCGAAAAGCUUGCUGCUGCCGCCGCUACAGCUUCCGCCGCCCCUUCCAGUGAACCAGAGAAGAAGGAAUCCGACGGUGAGACCAAGCCGGAUGACUCGAAGGUCAAGGCUAAGGAAGGGUCUUCUGCUAGCAAGGGCGCCGAUGGGGAAGCCACUCUUACUCGAUCGCCCGCUGUACCUGCACUGUCUCCCUUCCAUGCCGAACCCGGUUCCGUCAAAGGUGUCUCUCCUAUCGAUCGCAUCUUGCUGGCAGAAAUCAUUUCCGUCCUUGCGAUGACCUACUCUGACAGUGGCCUGCGCGAAACUUUGGCCUUCCGACUUCGAAGUCACAAAGUUGAUAACUCGAGCGUAAGAGAUGAUCCGGGCGUAUGGGGACAUGAAUAUGUUCGCCAUCUGGCAGCCGAGAUUGCAGAAGCUUACCAGGCGGUACAGUCCAAGUCCGACGACAUGGGUGAAGAUGAGCGGAUCGAGACCGAUGAGCAGUCUAGCCGGAAGAAGGAGCUGCACCAGUUGGCGAUGUUACUUGUUCCAUUUUUGCUCAGUCAUAACGGAGAGGCCGAUGCGAUCGAUCUCCUUCUUGAACUUGAAAGUAUCAACGACAUUGUGCCGUUGGUUGCAGAACACAAUUAUUCCAGGGUUUGCAAUUACAUGCUGUCCUGUGUGAACUUCCUUGUUCCCCCCGAUGACACCAACUUCCUCCGAGCUUGUCGAGAAAUUUACCGAUCUCACUCCAGAUUCUCGGAGUCGAUGAUGGUCAAUAUCAAGAUGGGGGACAAGGCGGGGGUCAAGGAGGAUUUCGAGUCGGCAUCUAACCCCAAUAUGAAGCUACAACUUGCGCAUUUAUUGGCCCGCCAUCAGCUACCGUAUCUUUCAGCUGACCUUACUGAAGACGAGGACUUGAACGAUGUCUUAAACAAUACGAAGCUGACUACGCAUUUCAAAGCAUUCGGAGAGAACCUCAAUGUCACUGAGCCGAAGACUCGCGAAGACAUUUACAAAUCUCAUCUCGAAAAUAUUCCUGCAAGUUUGGGCAUCAAGAUGGAUUCAGCCAAACAAAAUCUAGCUGGUACAUUUGUUAAUGCUUUCGUCAACGCUGGCUUUGGAAACGAUCCGUUGAUGGCCAACGCCGAAGGUGGGCAGAGUUGGAUUUACAAAAACAAGGAUGAUGGAAUGAUGAGUGCUGCCGCAUCGCUCGGGGUCAGCUUACUAUGGGAUACCGACGGGGGUAUUAGUCAGAUUGACAAGUAUACGUAUGCAACGGACGACCAUAUCAAAGCUGGUGCACUACUGGCAAACGGUUUAUUACACUCUGGUGUUCGCACCGAAAUGGAUGUCGCUUUGGCUCUUUUGGCCGAUCAUAUCGAUUCCACCGUCGUUCCGAUCCGAGUUUCAGCGAUUAUCGGGAUCGGAAUUGCUUAUGCCGGUACGCAUCGGGACGACAUCAUGGACUUAUUAUUACCACGAAUUGAAGAUACGGCAGUAUCGAUGGAAAUCGCCGGAGUUGCUGCUUUGGCUCUUGGAUUUAUUUUCGUCGGUAGUGGGGACGGCAACAUCUCACGGACAAUCUUGCAAACAAUGAUGGAGCGUGAAAACGAUCAGUUGAACAAUAAGUGGAGCCGCUAUUUGGGGCUUGGUCUUGCUCUACUCUAUUUGGGUCAACAAGACUCGACCGAAUCAGCUGAUGCCACCAUCGAAACAUUGAAAGCAAUCGAACACCCCCUGAGCAAACAAACUUUAGUUUUGCUGGAGUCCUGUUUGUUCGCUGGGUCGGGUAAUGUUUUGAAAAUUCAAUCGAUGUUGCAUCAUUGCGCGGACCAUCACACAGGGAGCAGCAGCGGUACCAAUGAAGAAGACGCGAACAAAGAAGAUGAGAAGGACGGAGAAGAGGUACCGGAACAAACCACACUUCACCAGCAGCUUGCCGUUUUAGGAAUAGCUGUUAUUGCUAUGGGUGAGGAAGUAGGCGCAGAAAUGUCGCUGAGACAUUUUGGACACCUUAUGCAAUAUGGCGAGGCACCCAUCCGCAGAGCUGUGCCCCUAGCGUUGGGACUAGUCUCGGUUUCCGACCCAGUUUUGCCCGUGCUGGACACUCUUUCAAAGUACUCCCAUGAUAGCGAUCUUGGAGUUGCGUUGAAUUCGAUAUUCGCGAUGGGAUUAGUUGGGGCGGGAACAAAUAACGCACGUUUGGCUCAGAUGUUGAGGCAAUUAUCAACGUAUUAUUAUAAGGAACCAGAUUGUUUAUUCAUGGUUCGAGUCGCUCAGGGCUUGGUUCAUCUGGGUAAAGGCACACUAGGAUUGGGACCAUUCCAUUGUGAUCGACAGGUCAUGUCGCCCGUCGCCGUCGCAGCUUUGCUAUCAACUAUACUUGCAUUUACUGAUGCUAAAUCAUUUAUACUGGACAAAGCCCACUGGCUAUUGUUUCUCUUGACACCGGCCAUGUAUCCUCGAUUCUUGAUGACUUUUGGGGAGGAUGGAAAGCCUAUUGAGACAUCAGUUCGGGUCGGACAAGCCGUGAACAUCGUAGGUCAAGCAGGCAAACCGAAAUCCAUUUCAGGUUUCCAAACCCAUGUCACACCCGUUCGCUUGGGAAAUACUGAAAGGGCUGAAUUGGCUUCAGAAGAAUUCAUUCCUUACGCUCAUGUUUUAGAAGGCUUGGUCAUCUUGUCUAAAAAUCCGGGAUUUGAAUCUGAAACCAUGAUUUCUUAG
Molecule: messenger RNA, 3132 nt
Organism: Puccinia triticina
Lineage: Eukaryota; Fungi; Basidiomycota; Pucciniomycetes; Pucciniales; Pucciniaceae
Exons: 8
Coding region: 1-3132 (1043 amino acids)
Biological process (GO): regulation of protein catabolic process; proteasome-mediated ubiquitin-dependent protein catabolic process
Cellular component (GO): nucleus; proteasome regulatory particle, base subcomplex; proteasome storage granule
Molecular function (GO): enzyme regulator activity
Source: RefSeq, a predicted model, not a curated record